Molecule: messenger RNA, 2634 nt
Organism: Microsporum canis CBS 113480
Lineage: Eukaryota; Fungi; Ascomycota; Eurotiomycetes; Onygenales; Arthrodermataceae
Product: transcription factor tfiiib complex subunit brf1
Exons: 3
Coding region: 1-2634 (877 amino acids)
Biological process (GO): transcription by RNA polymerase III; DNA-templated transcription initiation; transcription preinitiation complex assembly
Cellular component (GO): nucleus; transcription factor TFIIIB complex; transcription preinitiation complex
Molecular function (GO): RNA polymerase III general transcription initiation factor activity; TBP-class protein binding; RNA polymerase III type 3 promoter sequence-specific DNA binding
Source: RefSeq, a predicted model, not a curated record
AUGGUCGGCGUUAAGCCAACUCCCCGUCUCCCUCCGCCAGGGAAGGCCGGGAUUCGACGACCUCCAGUCGAGCGCCUGGCAAGCUUGAAAAGACCUAAUCCUACUCCGAUCCGUCGACCGCAGUCAAUACAUGUCCCCCAGAAUCAGCAGCAGCAGCAGCAGCAAAAGUCGAACACUACAGUCCCCCCUAAAACGUCGAAGUGUCCAAACCCCAGCUGUCCAGAUCCAAAUAUAGUAGAAGACGAUGGGCAGAAGGUUUGUGCUGGGUGUGGUACCGUCAUCAGCGAGUCCAAUAUCGUGUCUGAAGUCACAUUCGGCGAAGCUUCAUCCGGAGCUGCCAUUGUUCAGGGUACCUUUGUCGGUGCGGACCAGAGUCACGGACGCAGCUUCGGGCCAGGAUUCCAACGGGGCGGAAGAAUAGAAAGCAGAGAGAUUACAGAGCAGAAUGGAAAUCGAUACAUUGCACAGCUCUCACGGGCCCUAAACAUCCCGGAGAGUGCCUCCAAGGCCGGAGGACAGGUUUUUAAGCUUGCGGUCGGAUUGAAUUUCAUCCAGGGGCGUCGGACGAAGACAGUGGCUGCAGUUGCUCUGUACAUUGCCUGUCGACGUCAGGAUGGAAACACAGUCAUGUUGAUCGAUUUUGCCGAUGUACUCAUGAUCAAUGUCUUCAAACUUGGUAGGGCAUAUAAAGCGCUACUUGACGAGUUGAGGCUAGGAGGGAACCAUUUCAUCAUGAAUCCAAUCGAUCCAGAGAGCCUGAUUUACCGUUUUUCGAAACAACUAGAAUUCGGCCCUGCCAUGAUGCAGGUUGCCAGUGAGGCAGUCCGGAUUGUCCAGAGAAUGAACCGCGACUGGAUGAUCACUGGUAGACGGCCCGCUGGCAUCUGUGGUGCCGCUCUCAUCCUCGCUGCACGAAUGAACAACUUCCGCCGUACCGUUCGUGAAGUAGUCUAUGUCGUCAAGGUGACAGAGCUGACCAUUCACCAACGACUAAACGAGUUCAAGGCGACAGAAAGCGGUGGUUUGACCGUUGAUGAGUUUCGCUCAGUUCAAUUGGAGACCUGCCAUGACCCGCCGUCAUUCUCUCACUCCAAGGACAAAAAGGCGGCGGUACAAGGUAAAAAACGAAAAGCGACCGAAAUAGAAGGCGGAGCUGAUGCAGGACAUGAUACACCGCCUGUCCAAGCGGAGGCUUCCACAGCCCAUAAACAAGUUUCUACCCGGGUUGAUGCAGACGGGUUUGCCAUACCUGAAAUCCCGAUUGACCCAGCUUUGCUGGCAUCCGGCAAGAACAAUGAAUCGUCUGGUAAUUCAGGCAUAGUUGAAGAGCCCGAUCUGAACAGUAAUGGGAAACGUAUCCGGCCCAAGGGUAGUAAAAGCGCUCCUUACCCCGAACCGACAGAAUCCGAGCUGGCCUCGGAAUCUGCUUUAGAAGACGAAAUGACAGCCCUUCUAUCUUCAAAUUCUGAUCUGGUCGCCAGUACCACUAAGCCAGAGGCGACGGCAACUAAUACCGAAACAACUAAAUCGACCACUACUACCGAUGGUAACAACGAAAGCGACCGGGUUGUCGAGCCUAGCGCAGAUACGGAUACUGCCUCUACAACACCGUCCAAACCUCAACAACCCGUAUCCUCAGAUGCUGAAAUUAAUCCUCUGGAAUUUGACGAUGACCCAGAAGUCCAAUUCUGCCUGCUCUCUCCUGCUGAAGUAGAGAUCAAGGAACGUAUCUGGGUUCACGAAAAUAAAGACUAUUUACGUACCCAGCAAGCAAAAGCACUCCGAAAAGCCCUUGCCGAGGCUGGAUCAGAUGCCUCAAGACCGGGUGGCCAUCGACCUCGAAAACGCCGCAAAGGCCGAAUGGGAGACGUCACUUAUCUAUCAGGCGAAGGAAAGAAUGCGGACGGCGAAUCCGUGGCUGGAUCCCGCGCCUCGACACCAGCAGAAGCAACAAGGCUCAUGCUUGAGAGACGCGGGUUCAGCAAAAAAAUCAACUACCAGCUCUUCGAGCAAAUGUACGGCGAUGAUGACGAGGCCGCAAACGAAGAAGGCGGAAAUAUCAUCACAGCCAAGAAGAAAGAUAACAGCGAAAGCGAAAAUGGUCGACGAAGUAGAAGCCGAAGUGUCAGCGUCAGCCGAAGCGUUCGCGGCUCAAGCACGGUCUCUGAACGAGGUAUAUUCGGUGGACGAGCGUCGGGGAACAGAUCGAAAUUACUGAAACCGAUUCGAACCCCGGUUACAUCUACAAUGAAGAAAUCUGCCGCUCCAGCCGCGAUACCAGCCUCGACCGGUGCGGCUAACAAGACUAGUAGUGAGCCCACGGACGCUGCGGCAGAUACGGAACCGACACCAAAGAAAACACAACCGCCGACAUCUAUAGCUCCAAGGGUGACUAAACCGGUAGAACAGGCCUCCGCGCCAGAGAAGGCUACGGACCCCAGUGAGGAGAUUCUGGGUUACUUACCUGAUGCCGAAGAGGAUGAGUUACCGCCUGGAACAGCAGAUGUCGAUGAGGAGGAUGACGAAGAGGAGGAGGAGGAAGAAGAGGAAGAGGAUGAUGGUGUUGAGGCUGCUUUCGCUGGGAACUAUUAUGACGAGGGCAGCGAGGGAGGGUAUGAUGACGAUUAUUUCUAA